UCCUGAUUACUCCUUAGGUGAAUUCCUUUCGGUGCUGGAGUCCCACCAUUUAGUUUGGAAAACAUUGGAUGUUGCUCAUACUGAUAGUUCUAUGAAAUUCAAAUAUCACAAUCUAAUCUUUCUGAAAGAUAAGUUGGUUGCUAUGCAGUAGCCAUAUGCUUAAAAGGUAAAAUCUAUUGCCCCCCAGAAUUCUUGGGGCCUCUUAAAAUUGCUUUUACUUAUUAACCUACGACUGCAAAUCUGUAAGGCAUACACAAUCAUGUUUCUAGGUAAAGGUUUUACCACCAAAAGAUGAAAAAUAGUACAAAGUAAAUAUAUUUACAAAUGAUGAAAAAAAUUUUGAAAUAGCAGCAGGGCUGAGGGUGGAGCAGCAAAAACUUCCAAUCAUUAUACAAGUAUUUCAAGGUUCAGUUUUGGGAUUCCAACAUUUAACAACAAAGAAAACCUGAAGAUAUACUGUUUGGAUCGAGCCUACUUAUGGAUCAAAUUCAGCCAUUGUAUUACCAAAGAAACAUACUAGCUCAUUACCAUACCACAUCUAUGUUCUUCUUGUCCAAAGAAUCCACCACAUGUCAUUCAGCCAUUAACUCUAUUUUAACAACUCUUUGUAUUUGUAAUUCUAGCUCACCUGGCCUUGUGUCUAGCUAGCAUUUUGACCUUCCUCUUCCAUUUUGUUAUUGGUCUCACAUGAUCCCAGAUACUGGAAAUAAGAGUAUACACUCUCGCUGUUCAUAUUCUGCAUGAAACCAGAAAGUGGUCGCCAUGCAUUGACGACGCAGAAACCUACACGCCUUUACUACGCAGUUCAAAAGUCUUAAAUGCGGAGUCCCAUUGUACCAUUCGGCUAGACUCUUUACCAUGGGAUCGUCCGGAGCAGGGGUCCUGUGUUGAGUUCACCCUUAAGAUGGCGGAAAGUUCCGUAUACGACGGAAAAAGAUUCUGCGCAGUGAAAAGCCUCUAUAAAAUGCAUGCUGGCUCAGCCAUCGUGAACGUAGAGUUGGUAAGUCUACCCUGUAGUUGUUCGACAUUGAGCUAAUUGAUCUAAGGACAAUUUCACCGACUUGGUAAACUGUGUUAUACUACCCAGAUCAGGAUGCCUCCUGGGAUCUUCUAAUUAAGAUUGCGUGCUGGCUCAAAUUUCUCCGGUUGCUACAACACGAAUUUUUCCCUACAGCUCCUUAAAUAUUACAUCAAUUUAGAGACAACGUCCGGAUACCAAUAAAUACAGCUAAUGCGAACAUCCCGGCUGCACUGCUCGAUUGUCAGUUGAUACCGAUGUCACGAUCCACCAAAAUGCAAUUCGCAGGCAUAUUCCGUACCACUCAAAAAAUAUCGAUCAGAAUUUUGUUGACGAUUCUUAUAAUAGCAGUUGAUGGUUUAUUGACAGAUUACGAUUGGAGUUCCAAGCACUUAAACUAUCUCGUAAUUCAUAAUCCACCUUUUGAUUUUGUAUUUAGAGGAUCCAAUGGUACCUUCACAAGUUAUGGGAGCGGACAGAACGUCGCCAUAUGGCUAGCGGCAAAGUUAAAAUACACGUAUUCUUUCGUACUGAUCAAUCAAACUCUCAUCGACAAAUAUGGUAUACAUGAGGCUGCGUUUUACCAACUUGUAAACGAUAAGGAUAUUGACGGUAUUGCGUCAAGUUUUUACGUCACUCUGAGUCGAAUGCAGAGAAUGGACCACACUACCCAUCACGGAUGGGUUGAUGGAUUUCGGCUUGUGGUGCCGAGAUCAGAAGAACAAAGCCGAUUAUUUGCUUUCAUAGGUCCUUUUGAACCUACGGUUUGGUUGCUGGUCUUUAUAACCGUUCUCGUCGUAGUCGCUGUGAUGACCCUGUUUGCCAUGAUUUACAGACAUCACCCUUGGAACGGGCCUGCGGUAGCUGAGAAUAAAACUGAUACAGAAAAUGGCACAGGAACCAAUAUGAGAGAACCCGUCUCGAGAAACGUUCUUUUUAAUUACUUAGGAUCACAUACUAUUUAUGUUGUUAACAUUAUGACGAACCAAGGAUGUCGUGAAGGGUCCAGUCUCUAUUCCUUUCGAAUCCUGGCUGGCUUUUGGGUCCUGGGCGCCAUGGUCCUCGUCAAUUCCUACACGGGCAUUGUCAUUUCAUCGUUAACGACAACCAAAACGAAGCCGUCAAUAGACUCUCUUGAAGAAUUAGCUGCAAGUACAGAGACUCAAGUACUUCUCCGACAUGAUACAUCGAUUGGAGAACAAAUACUUCAAGCAACUUCAGGUGUUUUUAAGGUUCUUGGAGACAAAGCCCGCCUGAAUCCUGGAAACUUAGUUGGAGAUCCUUUCAAAGUCGCGGAAAAACUAGAGACCGGUCGCUAUGCUUUUCCGUUUAUAAAAACUUUCGCCAUGUCUUUCGUCUCCUCACAGUUUAAGAAAGAUCAGCGAUGUCGCUUUAAAAUGUCUAAACCAUUGCCCUUGUCAACUGGAUAUUAUUUUUGGCUUUUUAAAAAGAACAGUUCGUAUACCAAUAUUCAUAGCAAACCACUUGUGGAAUUGUGGGAGACGGGCCUGACCAAUUUUUGGGUUUACAAUUUGUUUCCUCCAACUGCUCCCAGGGCCGAACAGUGUUUCGUGGAAUCCACACGCAGAGUGUCUAGCAGAGCUCCUAUUCAAUUGUCUGAUUUGACUAGUGCUUUCCUUAUCUUGGGUAUCGGAACUGGUUUGUCGGUUCUCAGUUUCUUAAUAGAGCUGUUGUAUUCAAGAUUUCGGUUGUACAGGUUGCCUUUGGCUUAAUGUAACUAAAUAACCUACGCAUUGCCGUAAAAGACGGUACAGAUUGGUAGUGUGUGAUCCAUGUUUUGCACAAAGUUCCUUUCAGUUCUGGAUCCCACUAGAUUACGCCCUCUGCGUAAACGUAUUAUAAACGCAUCUUAAAAUACAAUUGUAGAUGGGUAAAACCAUUGGUGUAAUUA
Molecule: messenger RNA, 2930 nt
Organism: Daphnia magna
Lineage: Eukaryota; Metazoa; Arthropoda; Branchiopoda; Diplostraca; Daphniidae
Product: ionotropic receptor 93a
Exons: 16
Coding region: 1276-2751 (491 amino acids)
Cellular component (GO): membrane
Molecular function (GO): ligand-gated monoatomic ion channel activity
Source: RefSeq, a predicted model, not a curated record